This is a messenger RNA of Spea bombifrons (plains spadefoot toad), 1365 nucleotides long. Its product is annotated as zona pellucida sperm-binding protein 3-like. Gene Ontology annotation, biological process: binding of sperm to zona pellucida; positive regulation of acrosome reaction; egg coat formation. Gene Ontology annotation, cellular component: extracellular matrix. Bases 1 to 1365 code for a protein of 454 amino acids. Gene Ontology annotation, molecular function: acrosin binding. The record is from RefSeq and is a predicted model, not a curated record. The transcript is spliced from 8 exons. Lineage: Eukaryota; Metazoa; Chordata; Amphibia; Anura; Pelobatidae.
AUGGGGCGGUGGGUUAGACUGAGUUGCCUGGUUCUGGUGGCCCUGCUCUCUGGGCUGGUGUUUGCUGUCUCCAGCCAGCAGGUCCUGGCCAGGAACCGGCGUCAGUGGGACCAUUGGAGGAGUGGAUCUCAGCAUUGGUCUGGUUGGGGGUCCGGUAGGCAUUAUGGUGGGGUGGUUGGUCAGCCCAGGCAGCUGCAGACCUCUGGAGAGCAUCCUAUCAGUGUGCGGUGUAUGGAGGACAGGAUGGAGGUGUCUGUGAACAGGGAUCUGUAUAGAAUUGGGAGGCUGGUGAAAGCCUCCGAUUUGAGCCUUGGACCCAGACUAUGUAAACCCAACUCUGAGAGCACAGGGACUACAGUGAUCUUCCAGUAUGGGCUGCAGGAGUGCGGCAACACCUUACAGAUGACCCCUGAAUUCCUGGUCUACAGCACAAACUUGACCUACAGCCCGACUCCUUCUUUGAACUCUCCUAUCAUCCGGACUAACUCUGCUGUAGUUCCCAUCCAGUGCUACUACCCCAGGCAUGGCAAUGUGAGCAGCAACGCCAUCAAGCCAACAUGGAUGCCCUUCAGCUCCACUGUAUCAGCAGAGGAACGUCUGUCUUUCUCCUUGCGACUGAUGAAUGAGGGCUGGACUGCCCCAAGAACCUCUACAGUCUUCAAGCUAGGUGACGUAUUCCACAUAGAAGCUUCUGUUGCUGUUGGGAACCACGUGCCUAUGAAGAUCUUUGUUGACAGAUGCAUAGCCACAUUAUCCCCUGAUGGCUCCUCCGGUCCCCGUUAUGAGAUCAUUGAUUUCUAUGGGUGUUUGUUGGAUGGCAGAGAGGAGGAUUCAUCCUCUGCCUUCCGAUCCCCGAGACCCCGUCCAGACACGCUCCAGUUCAUGGUGGAUGCUUUCAGGUUUACUGGGACUGAUACCUCUGUGAUCUACGUUACCUGUAAUCUGAGAGCUGCUGCAGAAAACCAGGCUCCAGAUCAACUAAACAAGGCCUGUUCCUACAGCAAAUCCACCAACAGCUGGUCAGAACUUGAAGGACCCAGUGAUAUCUGCAGAUGCUGUGGGACUGGCAACUGUGCCGCGACAGUUCUACCAGGAUCCCAGUUCAGUAGAUAUGGGAGACGCUGGAAAAGAGAAGCUGUUCACAUAGGUGCCCUUUCAGAGCAAGAACACGAACUGGCCACACUGGGUCCACUGCUGGUGAUUGGAGCAGAUCGUACUCAAGCUCUUGCGUCAACUCAAGAAGCUGUGCAGGUGGAGUUCUGGGUUUUGGUGGCAGUUGGCUCCCUGAGUCUCGGUAGUCUCAUGAUUGUUGUUGGGAAGUUCAUAAUUGCAAAGCAAUUGUCUGUGAAAUCAGAGCCUGAAUAA